AUGGCAACAAACAAUUCAUACCCAAUUUCGUCGAAUUCACGAACAAAGUUAAAUGCCUUUCGCUACAAAGACGAAGACGACAAGACAAGCAAAGACGAGGCGAAACCAGUCCAUGGGAACAAGGAAAACCAGAAAUCGUGGUCCAACGGGGUGGUAGAUCCGAUGCAGACGUCACCGGACCAAGGCAAUGCUCCGGCUCCUCAAGCACAAGCACCAAAGUCAGAAGCCCAAGAAGCAAAACCGAUCAAGGAAUGCCCUCAGACUCCGGGAAACAGGAUACCUCUGGCGGAUUUGAUUAGCAAUGCUGAGGAUUCUUUCGACCCCGCUCCAGGUCCAGACGUGACCCCAGUUGAGCAUGUCAUUUGGCAGCAUGUCCCUGCCAGCUCAAACCCAGAUAACUCGUCACAGACGCCAUCAGGGCGUCGAAGGAAGCGACGACUCAGCUCUUCUCCAACCGGUUCUCCUUCAAUUGAGAAAUCUAAAAAGCACCCAAAGGAGCCUCUCGAUCUGCAGUCAAUACAAGCGCUAUUUAAAACACCCCAACACGACAUGGCAGCUGAGUUGUGGAACAACUAUGUGGAUAAAAACAUGGUCGAUAAUGCCGAAGAUCUUCCGCCGCCUCGUCUGGCAAAUCUUCUCUCCUCUUCACCUCAGACGCCUGGCUCGGGCAGGGCAAGUCGAGACUCCUCAGGACUGAGACGUUCGAUCAGUUGUGCGGCUGAAUUUCCCACAUCACGGGCAAAGAGACGACGCUUCAAUAGACAAGAUGGUGGUGCUAAUCGCGGCAUAUUUCAGCGAACGAGCAGCAAUGUUCUGGAAUCUGGAAAACCCAAGGCCUCGAGGAUCAACUAUCUUAUGGAGAAGAUCGAGAAAUCAAUACACCUGGCGCCCGUCGACACAAAUCCACCUGGCUCCUCGCCUCUUCGGCAGCACAUGGAUGCGCGAAGGUGUCGUUCGUCUUCUCCAACAAAGGAUCGCAAAGCUCUCGAAGAUGUUGCAGAAACCAAUGAAUCCCCAUGUGCUGCACCAAUUGAUAAAGGGAGACCUAAUCAACGGCCCGUGCUUCAAGAAUCGUCUUCAGACUUCGGAGACGAUGAUCUUGAUCAAGAUCUCAUUGACUUGGCUGAUGCUUCAGCGGAUCCAUUUGUUGAUGCAGUGCGACCAUCAAACGAGUUUGAUUCUCUAGGAUCCUCAGACUGGGCCGCUCUCGCUGCUGAAAAAUCACGCUCUUGGCAGCCAAAGGAGAAUUCAGUACUCGAUAGCAAACCUUCUACCUCUCACAAACUUACGAAUAAUGAACUAAAACGCGAUGAAUUCGACGAUUUUGAUGACGACUAUGAUGAUCUGCCGGACAACUUGCAGGAAAUCCUUGCAAAAUGUGAUAAAAAGCCGGACCAGCCCAAGGCGGCUAAGACCGCCACUGGCGAACCACUCCUCAAGAACUUAGAUGCGACGAAUGCUCCCGUGGGUGCCGUGUCUGGCAAGUUCCCUGCCACUACGGGUGUCAAAGCUGAGGCGGCAUCAUCUGAUGAUGAAUUUGACGAUGACUUCGAUUUGGAAGCUAUCGAGCAGACUAUGAAGCAGGCAGGGGAAGGUAAACCGGCUCAUAACCUUAAAGAUCGACAAUCUAUCAAACGUUAUCAAGUCAUUGAUAUUACGGACGGCACAUAUGUGAAUCCAAAAGGACGUACUCAGCCAGAGCAGGUGUUGCUAGUUGAAGAGGAGAAAAGACGAGACCGCAAGGUCAUCUUUUUGCGAGAAACAUGGUUCGACACUCCUUGCACCAAGGACUCAUACAUCCAUCUGGUCGGAGACUUUAACGCUACCGGCCAGUGCAUAGUGGACAACUCCAACAAUAUGGUUAUCCUUCAUCCAGAUCAUCUUAUCUCUGCGACGGUUGUGGCAGACUCGGUCGAGUGCCAGCGACGAGCUGUUCUCCAGGAUCGAGUCAAAGUCAUCGCAGCACUCGAGCGACCGCAAGCAUUCGGUGUGUUCUUUCACGAGAUCUUCCAAGAAGCUCUGAAAUUGAAUCAAUGGGAUAUGGAUUCGAUGAAAUCUUUGGCCGAAACUGUCAUGGGGAGACACGUUGAAGAUCUGUACUCAAUUCAGAUGAGUAUACCCGAAGCUGUUGAAUAUCUCAUGAGCAAAAUGCCUGGUGUUCUUGCUUGGGCAGAUGCCUUCCUUCAUCUGAAGCCGCAGGCUAAUUCUAUUGUCGAAGACCGCAAUAGUUCCAAGCUCAACCUAAGCAUCAACAAGCUACUUGAGGUGGAGGAGCAUAUCUGGUCUCCGAUGUACGGUCUCAAAGGAAACAUCGAUGCGACGGUGCAAGUCGCUUGUCGCGAGCAGGGAAUUGAGAAAAACCUGGUUGUUCCUCUGGAACUAAAGACCGGACGGAGAGAUACGAACCAGGCACACAGGGCUCAGACAGCCCUUUACACCCUGCUCCUGUCUGAUCGAUAUGAUCUCGAUGUUACCUUUGGGCUACUUUACUACCUUGAGGUGUCAAGAACACUCAGCAUCCGUGGUAUCCGACAUGAACUUCUUCAAAUGCUCCAGGUACGAAAUCACCUGGCGGGCUAUAUCCGCGAAAGAGAUCAUCUUCCACCGAUGCUGAAGAAGGCACGCCAAUGUAGCAGGUGUUAUGCGAAGACCCCUUGCCUCAUCUACCACAAACUCGCUGAGGAUGGCGAUGGUGAGACCAGCGGACUGGCGGAGGAUUUUGAUGCGUCUGUUGGUCAUCUGAACAACGGUGAUCGUGACUUCUUCCGGAAGUGGGAUGGACUUCUUACCAAAGAAGAAGGAAACCUGGUGAAGUUCCGACGGGAACUUUGGACAUUGUUGAGUCACGAGCGUGAAGCUCUCGGUCGAUGUUUCGGUGAUGUCGUUCUUGAUACCAAGUCUCCUUACGAGGAAAACACUGGUACGAAGAUCAAUCGCUACCACUAUACAUUCCACAAAAGACACCCGUCUCCCGGUUUCUCUUUUACAGAAUCACAAAUCUCUAUUGGUGAGCCGAUUGUUGUUUCCGACGAAAAGGGCCACUUUGCCCUCGCGAACGGAUAUGUGGUGCAAGCCAGUUUCUCGCACAUAAAGGUUGCAGUUGAUCGGAAACUUCACAAUGCAAGAUCACGGACAGCUGGAUUCGAUGCUGUUACAAACCAAUCAUUCAAGGGCAUCAUGGAGAUCGGGGCAAAAGAACCCGCUGUUCUCGAAGAUCCGGAUGAGCAAGUUGUUUACCGAAUCGACAAAGACGAGUUCAGCAACGGCAUGGCCAUUGUUCGAAACAAUCUUAUCUGCAUGAUGGACAAAGACUUGUUCCAAGCAAAACACAUGCGUCGACUCAUCAUUGAAGGGGAAACCCCUGCUUUCAAGACGACGUCAUCUGCAUACCCGAUCUCGGAUCCUGGGAGCCUCAACGUUGAUCAAAGGCAAGCUAUUGACAAAGUUAUGAGUGCCAAAGACUAUGCUCUCGUCCUUGGAAUGCCCGGGACUGGAAAGACGACCACCAUUUCUCACAUUAUUCGGGCCCUUGUUGCACAGGGGAAGAGCGUUCUCCUCACGUCUUACACGCAUACUGCAGUCGACAACAUUCUGUUGAAGAUCCGAGAUGACAACAUCCGCGUCCUGCGUAUCGGUGCCACCGCCAAGAUUCAUCCAGAUGUCCAAGGCUUUGCGGAUCUUGCCGCAGUCCCGAAAUCAACCAUCGAAGAACUCAAGGAUUCAUAUGAGAAGCCGCAGGUCGUGGCCACUACAUGCCUAGGAGUCAACCACAACAUCUUCAACCAGCGCAUCUUCGACUAUUGCAUUGUCGAUGAGGCUUCGCAAAUCACGCUCCCGGUUUGCCUGGGCCCGAUUCGAAUGGCAAGGACUUUCAUCCUCGUCGGCGAUCACUACCAAUUGCCGCCCCUAGUGCAGAACAAGGCAGCUCAAGAAGGAGGCCUGGACGUUAGUCUUUUCAAACUGCUGUCAGACGCGCAACCAGACUCUGUCGUCAACCUUGAGCAUCAGUACCGCAUGUGUGAAGAGAUCAUGUUGCUCUCUAACACACUUAUCUACUCGGGUCGUCUCAAAUGCGGCACACCCCAGGUAGCUGCCCGGUCCUUGGAUCUACCCAACAUCAAUGCCCUCGAUCAAUUCCAUGCCAAGGACUUCGGCCAUUCCCCAUCGCAGAAGGAUAUCUGUCUGGGCACCCCCCAUGCCUCCUGCUGGCUACGAGACGUCCUCUCACCGUCAGCAAAAACCCGCCUAGUCAACACCGACCCCAUCGGCCCAGCAGCCCUCGAAAUAGCACAGGGCAACCGAGUCGUGAACCACAUGGAAGUAUUCCUCUGUGCGCAACUCGUCGAGUCAUUCAUCGCCUGUGGCAUUCCCGCCCGAAACAUCGGCGUCAUAACCUUCUACCGAAGCCAACUCUCGCUCCUCCGCCAAAGUCUACGCCGACACAUCCCCGACCUGGAAAUGCACACAACCGACAAAUUCCAAGGCCGAGACAAAGAAGUCAUAAUCCUAAGCUGCGUCCGCAGCAACACCGAAAACAACGUCGGCGAGCUCCUCCGCGACUGGCGCCGCGUCAACGUCGCCUUCACCCGGGCCCAGACCAAACUUCUCGUCGUCGGCAGCAGAUCCACCCUCCGUGACGGUAACGACCUCCUCUGCAAAUACGUCCGUCUGGUCGAAAGCAAGGGCUGGGUCUACAAUCUACCCAGUGCAGCACUGGACAAGCACGUCUUCCCAUCCUACGCCACACACUCGCAAUUCAUGUCCCCGGGUGCUCCUGGCUCCACAAAGAGCCAGAAAGCGAAAACGAGCCCAACACAUGCGAAAAAGACUCCCGCUUCUCGUUCUCCGCGUGAACCACUCAGUCCACUCGGUUCCCGGCAACAGGGCAAGGGCCUACGGAAACCUGCGAAGACGGGCGCUAAGUUGUUCAAUGGGACUGAUGUUGUUGGGAAUCGGCCUAUCCUCCAGGAUAUUGUGAACGACCUCACGGGCUAG
Molecule: messenger RNA, 4995 nt
Organism: Penicillium arizonense
Lineage: Eukaryota; Fungi; Ascomycota; Eurotiomycetes; Eurotiales; Aspergillaceae
Product: bifunctional ATP-dependent DNA helicase/ssDNA endodeoxyribonuclease DNA2
Exons: 5
Coding region: 1-4995 (1664 amino acids)
Biological process (GO): replication fork reversal
Cellular component (GO): cytoplasm
Molecular function (GO): 5'-flap endonuclease activity; single-stranded DNA helicase activity
Source: RefSeq, a predicted model, not a curated record